This is a messenger RNA of Fukomys damarensis (Damara mole-rat), 4334 nucleotides long. It is a transcript of the gene Sfmbt1, whose product is annotated as Scm like with four mbt domains 1. Gene Ontology annotation, cellular component: nucleus. Lineage: Eukaryota; Metazoa; Chordata; Mammalia; Rodentia; Bathyergidae. Gene Ontology annotation, biological process: regulation of DNA-templated transcription. Gene Ontology annotation, molecular function: transcription corepressor activity; histone binding. The record is from RefSeq and is a predicted model, not a curated record. The transcript has 24 exons. The coding region runs from base 598 to 3237 and encodes 879 amino acids.
CGCUGUCACCCGGCCCCGCGCAGACCUGCUCCGGCCCGAGCCACUCGGCGGGUCCGUGGCCUUUUCGAUUUCUGUUCUCGAAGUCCGGCCUGGGAUGCUGAUGAGGAGGCUGUGGAGGGGGAACCGCGAGUGUCCUGGGAAGCAAGGCCUGCUGCGUGCGGAUCAGAAACGCCCAGCGAGAACAGAUGUAAAUUCCCGCGGAAAGGAUCUUGCCAACUGCCUUGAGUGGAUGAAGAAAGCUGAGUGUGUCUUCAUGCCUGCACCUUUGAGGCCUGCUAACUGGUGUUUUGAGGCGUAUGUUGCAUCCUUCUGGGCCACGAGUAGAUUCAGAGCUAGAGUGAGAGAGCCCGGCGUGGUGGCAAACGACUGUAAUCCCAGCACUGCAGAGACGGAGGCAGGAGGAUCCCCAGAAGCUUGAGGCAGCCCAGCCAGCCAUACAUAGUGAGUUCAAGGCCAGCCCAAACCACAUGCACCUUCUUUUGGACCCUUGGUUGCCCACUGGACAAACACUUGAAAUCUGCAAGUCAUCUUCAGAUCGUAGCAGGACCAUCAGGCCUUUCCUUUGUGUGGGGAGGAGAUAGCCCAUUUGCUGUGGAGAUGAAUGGGGAACAGCAGCUUGAUGCAGAUGCUGGAUCUGGUGUGGAAGAAGUGGAACUAAGCUGGGAAGAUUAUCUAGAAGAGACAGGGUCCAUGGCGGUUCCCUAUGGGUCAUUUAAACAUGUGGACACACGUUUGCAAAAUGGAUUUGCUCCUGGGAUGAAACUGGAGGUGGCUGUGAGAACAGAUCCUGAAACCUUCUGGGUUGCCACCAUCAUUACUACCUGUGAGCAGUUGCUCCUCCUCCGCUAUGAUGGCUAUGGGGAGGAUAGGAGGGCAGACUUCUGGUGUGACAUUAGAAAGGCUGAUCUCUACCCCAUUGGAUGGUGUGAGCAGAAUAAGAAGACCCUUGAAGCCCCAGAAGGCAUCAGAGAUAAAGUGUCUGAUUGGGAUGCGUUUCUGCGGCAGUCCCUGAUGGGAGCAUGUAGUCCUCCUGUUCCACUGCUAGAGGGCCUCCGCCAUGGAAGGAAUCCUUUAGAUCUCAUUGCUCCAGGAUCCAGGCUAGAAUGCCAAGCUUUUCGGGACUCUCUAAGUACUUGGAUUGUUACUGUAGUAGAAAAUAUUGGGGGACGGCUAAAGCUGCAUUAUGAAGGACUUGAAAGUCCUGACAAUUUCGAACAUUGGUUGUAUUACCUGGAUCCAUUUCUUCAUCAUGUUGGCUGGGCUGCUCAACAAGGAUAUGAACUUCAGCCCCCAUUAGCCAUCAGACAUAUGAAAAAUGAAGCUGAGUGGCAGGAGAUUUUGGCCAAAGUCAAAGAGGAGGAAGAACCAUUACCAUCUUAUUUAUUUAAGGACAAACAGGUUAUUGGCAUUCAUACAUUCUCUGUAAAUAUGAAAUUGGAAGCUGUGGACCCAUGUUCACCUUUUGAGAUCUCUCCUGCUACAGUUGUUAAGGUUUUUGAUGAGAAGUACUUUCUGGUGGAGAUGGAUGACUUGCGACCAGAAGGCCAUGCACGGCGAUCAUUUGUGUGCCAUGUUAACAGUCCUGGCAUCUUCCCUGUUCAGUGGAGUCUAAAGAAUGGUAUACACAUCAGCCCACCUCCAGGCUACCCAAGCCAGGACUUUGAUUGGGCCGACUACCUCAAACAAUGUGGUGCUGAAGCUGCCCCCCAGCGGUGCUUCCCUCAGUCAGUUUCUGAGCAUGAGUUUAAGGAGAACAUGAAGCUGGAGGCAGUGAACCCUCUUCUCCCUGAAGAAGUAUGCAUUGCCACCAUUACUGCAGUCAGAGGCUCCUACCUGUGGCUUCAGCUGGAGGGGUCUAAGAAGCCUGUACCCGAAUGUAUUGUGAGUGUGGAAUCUAUGGAUAUAUUUCCUUUGGGCUGGUGUGAGACCAAUGGCCACCCCCUCAGCUCUCCUCGCCGGGCACGAGUCCAUAAACAGAGGAAAAUUGCGGUGGUUCAACCAGAAAAACAAAUACCAUCCUCAAGGACUCUUCAUGAGGGCCUAAAGAGUCAAGAGCUGAACUCUGCAGACUCAGUUACAAUUAAUGGAAAAUAUUGCUGUCCAAAGAUAUAUUUCAAUCACCGUUGCUUCUCAGGGCCAUAUCUUAACAAAGGAAGAAUUGCUGAACUCCCACAAUGUGUAGGACCUGGGAACUGUGUUCUGGUCCUCAGAGAGGUCCUCACUUUACUUAUCAAUGCAGCCUAUAAGCCUAGUCGUGUUCUUCGGGAGCUCCAGCUGGACAAAGACUCUGUGUGGCAUGGUUGUGGGGAAGUUCUAAAAGCCAAAUAUAAAGGAAAGAGUUAUCGGGCUACUGUUGAAAUAGUGAAAACAGCAGAUCGGGUGACUGAAUUCUGCCGGCAAACCUGUAUCAAACUGGAAUGCUGUCCUAACCUCUUUGGUCCACGGAUGGUUCUGGAUACGUGUUCUGAGAACUGCUCUGUACUUACAAAGACCAAAUACAAUACUAGAGAGGAUUUGGAAUAUUCCCAACAAAAAAGAAAUGCACACUAUUACGGAAAGAAGAAAAAUAAAAGAAUUGGGAGGCCACCUGGUGGGCAUAGUAACUUAGCUUGUGCCCUGAAAAAAGCCAGUAAGAGAAGAAAGAGGCGGAAAAAUGUUUUUGUUCAUAAGAAGAAACGCUCCUCUGCAUCUGUUGACAAUACCCCAGUGGGCUCACCCCAGGGAAGUGGGGUUGAAGAUGAAGAUGAUGUAGAUGAAGGGGAUGAUGAUUCCCUAAGUGAAGGCAGUACAUCAGAGCAGCAGGAUGAGUUACAGGAAGAGUCAGAAAUGUCAGAAAAAAAGUCAUGCUCCUCCUCUCCCACCCAAAGUGAGAUGUCCACCUCGCUGCUCCCAGACAGACAAAGAAGGAAAAGAGAGCUUCGUACUUUUUCAUUUUCUGAUGAUGAAAAUAAACCUCCUUCACCAAAGGAAAUAAGGAUUGAAGUUGCUGAAAGACUUCAUCUGGAUAGUAACCCCCUGAAGUGGAGUGUGGCAGAUGUUGUGCGGUUCAUCAGAUCCACCGACUGUGCUCCAUUAGCAAGAAUAUUCCUAGACCAGGAAAUCGAUGGGCAGGCCCUGUUGCUCCUUACCCUUCCCACCGUUCAAGAGUGCAUGGACUUAAAAUUGGGCCCUGCCAUCAAACUCUGCCAUCACAUAGAGAGGAUCAAGUUUGCUUUUUAUGAGCAGUUUGCCAACUGAGAAGGACAACCAAAGUGAGCUGGACCUUUGAAGCACAAAUGCAGCAAAUCCUUCACCCUGUUCUAGAAAUGGAGCUGAAUAGUCCUGGGGCUCUGGGCCCUGUGGGUGUUGGCUUGCUCUCUUUGCACUUUCAGAGAAGGAGGACCCACACUGAGGAAGCAAAACCGGCACAAAAGUGGCUCUCCUGCCAGUGGAAAUGUGGACAUCUUAUGUUCAGCAGAUUGCAGUUUUUAAAAAAUAAAGAUUGUGAAGAAAAAACUCACAGGAAGAGUAAGCAUUUCCAGUGGUGUGGACUGAAAACAAAGAAUAAUCUAGGUGACUGGGUGGCACCUUUUUAGUGUUCUUUCAUCCUGUUUUUCCCACUAGAUUGAACUUUGUUGUCUGCUUUUUUUUUGAAAGAGAGGACAUAGCUUUAAGUCAGCACUGAUUGUGACUAUGCCUAAGGUACAUCAGUGCUUUGUUGUCAUUGUGUUUUUAAGCUUCAAAAAAUUAAAACAGUUCAUUUUGGGGAUAAUUAUGUGGCUCCAAGGUUUUGAAUGUAUAGUCAUACUUUGAUCUAUUUUAAAAUUUGUUCUUAAAAGUUUCUUUGUUUACUACCUCUGUUGAUUAUUGAGCUUACGGCCAUGAAUGAGGUUUUUUGGUAUGACACCAUUUUAAAGCUAGUGAACACUAAAACUAUGACAGAAGUUGUGGGGGGAGAAAAACACUGUUUGCUAUCAUAAGAACAUUACGUGGGCACAGGAAAAUCUAACAGGCACUUAAACCAGUUCCUCAACAGACUUGACCUAGGAACUCUGCCAUCACUGUUCUCCAUCUUGACCCAGAUGUAGGGUUAAAUAACCUCAUGAAGAUUGUUAAUAUUUCAGUUUGAUUACUCUGUCCCUAUUCGUUCUUAGAGUAUUCAGGUAGCUUUUGUUUUGUAUUUACUUUUUCUCUAGAAUUGUUUGUCUACCUCUCUUUCAUUUUUGAACUCCUUACUUCUGGUGAAAAUCAGGUAUUCCUAUGACCCAAUGUAAAGAAAGGCCAUUUCUCUGUAACCCCAGCACACAAGGCUGAGGCAGGAGGAUUGUCAUAAAUUCAAAACCAGCCUGGGCUAC